Molecule: messenger RNA, 1845 nt
Organism: Stereum hirsutum FP-91666 SS1
Lineage: Eukaryota; Fungi; Basidiomycota; Agaricomycetes; Russulales; Stereaceae
Exons: 7
Coding region: 61-900 (279 amino acids)
Cellular component (GO): membrane
Source: RefSeq, a predicted model, not a curated record
CCUCUCGCGAGACCACCACAUUCGUAUCCAUCCCCGCUCGUCGGGGUCUUCAGCUCGUCAAUGUCGCCUCUGACAGGAACAUACCGGCUAUGGCGAGCGCUAGGCGUUACAGAAAACUUCGAUCCUGCAUGCAAACUUGUCACAUCUCCCUUGUUUUCUCCUCUCGUCCUCGCCGGGUUUAGGUUAUUGAUCGCGUUGUAUACCCUCAUUACGCUUUGUAUAACGGUGGCUUUUGCCUCUGAAGACGGAGCCGGUGAUAGCUACUUCUCGUACUUCACCCAUCUCUCCUAUAUCGGACUAUGCUCUUGGUUUUGGGCCUCUGGCAUCCAGACACUUAUUUUUGGGAUACGUGCUGGUUCUGGGAAUAGGGCAUACCCCUUACAGACGUGGCCGCGCAUUCUCCAGUUUUUGCAUAUGCUACUCUUUUCGACAAUAAUUGUAUACCCCAUCAUAACUACCGCUGUCUUUUGGAGCCUGCUCACCUCCUCGACCACCCUUUCUGGGACAGUCAAUGCAUGGACAAACAUCUCCGUUCACGCACUCAAUACCGCACUUGCCGCAUUCGAAAUCUUCCUCACGAACAUGCCGCCAACGCCCUACUUGCACGUCGUCUUCCUCGUCAUUCUCUUAGCAUUCUAUCUCGGCGUCGCCUACAUCACCUUCGCGACCCAAGGUUUCUACGUAUAUGACUUCCUCGAUCCUUCCGAACAAGGCGCCCUCCUCGCAGCCUACAUCGUCGGUAUAGGAGCGGGCUGUGUCGUCGUAUUCCUCGUCACCCGCAACUUAUGUCUCGCUCGUCAAAAGAUCGUGGCAAGAUUCCUUCCGCAAAGUCAACCAGCAACGGCGGAGGUAAUGGAAGUGAAGGCACUGAGGAGACCUUAUCGGACAGAAAACGUCUGAGUCUCCGAGGGUUGUAACUCAGUAUCAGGGCGAUGCCAAGGUCUCUCGGACUUGUGGCGGGUUAUUUAUGUUCUGCGGGAUCAUGCUAAUGUGGGUUGUAAUCAAGAGCUGGCAGUGAUCUUAUGCUAUAUAAGAGACGAACUGAGACCGGUCAGGCGACGUGGCGCCAUCACGGUCAAUGGGUGGGUGGGUGGAUGAGUGAGGCUGAUGUCUGUUGAUUCGCUGACUGGACACCUCGCGGUACACUGUGACGAGCCCGAUGUGGACUUCAAAUCAUCCAUGGAUCUGAUCAGACCGCCUAACUUUAUGGAAAAGUGCGCUUGUAUUCACGACAAGAUCGUAAUGGCCAAAUGGGUGGCGUACCUGGUGUGGCGUGGGACCGGGUUGCCCCGAAGGUAAGGUUGGGACUUGUAUCGGUGUACGCUGCGUGGAGGUGUGCCCCGCAGGACCCAGUGAUACGCUGAGAAUGACACACGACUCGGGAAAACUCACCAUCAAUUCCUCUCAGAGUAAAUCCUUGCUCGAAAAGGAUGACGUUUCAAGCUGUUACUACGAAGAUUGACGCGAUCAUAGAAACCAUGUUAAAAAAAAACUCGCAGUCCAAACUCAGCGAGCUGGCUAUUCCUGUCCACGAAGCUCGGGUCUGCGUAAAGGUGUCAAAACGUAUACACUGACAGCGAUCUUGUCACCUUCGAUGUUGGUUGAAUCCCGCUAUCGAAAUCGGAAGGAUGCUUAGUCCGAAGACCUCAAUCCACCCACAUGGAAGGAAGGAGGGAAGGUUUAUUCAGUAUCAACCUCCGACACGACCAGUGCGACAUUCCUUGCAUACUGUCCAUCGCAACUUACCUGUGCUCACGAUUCAGUCCGCUGGCUGUCUUUGAUGGGUUUUUUACUGCCGGUGCACCGCAGCCAGAGGAUGUAACGCUGUCAUCUCCUGCAUAUUCC